Selaginella moellendorffii is the source of this 2506-nucleotide messenger RNA. RefSeq names its product pentatricopeptide repeat-containing protein At2g33680-like. Gene Ontology annotation, biological process: RNA modification. The transcript is spliced from 3 exons. The record is from RefSeq and is a predicted model, not a curated record. Bases 787 to 2436 code for a protein of 549 amino acids. Gene Ontology annotation, cellular component: intracellular membrane-bounded organelle. Gene Ontology annotation, molecular function: protein binding; RNA binding. Lineage: Eukaryota; Viridiplantae; Streptophyta; Lycopodiopsida; Selaginellales; Selaginellaceae.
AUAUAUAUUCUUUAUAAAUUUUGCAUCGCGAAUACUGUACAUACAGGUCAUUGCCUAUGUAAAUUAAAGCGACGCGAGAAAGUUCCAAAUGUGUUAUUUACAGCAGCAGCAUUCUAGCAGCAUCUCGUCGUUGCUAGCCGCACUGAAGCAAUCGACACAGGCCAGAGAUCUUACUGCCGGGAAACUCAUUCAUGCGCUAGCCAUCAACACCGGCCGGGACUCAAACAUCUAUGUCGCAAACUCGCUCGUCAACAUGUAUGCCAAGUGUGCCUCAUUGCUGGAAGCUCAAAGACUUUUCGAGAGGAUGGCACAACGCAGCACAGCCUCGUGGAACACCAUGCUGCUGGCAUUUGCCGACAACGGGCAUUUUGAUCGGGUUUUUGAGCUCUUCACACUGAUGCAGCUCGAGGGCUGUGACGUAAACUCCCGGACUUUGGUGGCAUGCCUCAAGGCCAAGUCGAGCUCGCGCUCUCGGGAUUGGUUAGCAUGGACAGGAAUGGAAAUUCACUCGAGAGCUUUGGAGCUGGGCCUGGAGCUCGACUUGUUCGUGGCGGUGGCAUUGGUUGAGAUGUAUUCUAGAUCUGGGAGCAUGGACAGCGCAUUCAGAGUUUUUGAGAACAUCAAAGAUCGCUGCGAAGUUGGCUCUUGGAACGCUUUGAUGCUCGGGUUGCGUGUGUUCCAAACGCACAAACUUUCAUAGCGGCGCUCAAAGCCUGUGUGAGAGUCUCGGAGCAACAGGAAGAUCAUCUCGAUCGUGGAAGAAAGUUUUUGCUCUUGGAGAAAGUUAUGGCUCUUCACAGCGAGGCAGUGAAACUGGGACUCGAUUCCAACGUUCUCCUGACCAACACCCUCGUGGAUUCGUACGGGAAGAGUGGAAGUUUGGAGGAUGCCAAGAAAGUUUUUCACGAGGCUCCCUGCGAUCGGACUCUGGUGUCUUGGAACGCUUUGAUACUGAGCUAUGCGGACAAUGGGAAAGGAAGAAGAGCUCUCGAGCUCUUUUCGAGCAUGCCGUUCGAGCCGAGCACGCGGACUUUCGUCGCAGCAGUGAGAGCUUGCACGACCAUCGCGACCGAAAACUCCGACAAAGACAACAUAGAUUUCACGGCAACAUCGAAAGUGUUGGAGCUCGGGAUGGCUGUUCACUCUCGGGCUGUGAUGCUCGGCCUCGACUUGGACGUGUUCGUCGCAACCAGCUUCAUCAACAUGUACUCCAAGCUCGGAAGCAUGGCAGACUCGCAGCGAGCUUUCGACCGGGCCAGCUCUCGCAGCCCGGUUUCUUGGAACGCGCUCAUUCUCGGCUACGCGGAAAACGGCGAUGCGGAGAAGAGUUUUGAGCUCUUCUCGGCGAUGCAGCAGGAUGGAGAGGUUUCACCCGAUGCUCACACUUUAGUUGCCGUGCUGAAGGCUUGCUCCAAGCUCGCAGCAAAAGAGAAGCCCCGGCAAGUCGAUGGAAAGGUGGUGAAGAUGGUGAACUUGGAGAGAUGCUUGGCGAUCCACUCUCAAGCUAGGGAGCUUGCUCUUGGCCGAUACGUGACGAACACACUGGUGGACUGCUACGCCAAAUGCGGAAGUAUGGUCGACGCCGAGCGGGUUUUCUGGAAGAGAAAGGAGCACAUUUCUCAGGUUUCCUGGACAGUGAUGAUGCUGGGAUACGUCGAGAAUCACGAGAGCGAGAAGGCAUUGCUGCUGUUUGAGACGAUCAAAGCCUUCGAGGAUCUCCAGAGGCAAAGGAUAACUUCUCUCCUCCUCGCGGCUCUCAAGGCCUGCUCGAGCUUGGCGGAUCUGAGGGCCACCAAGUCGAUCCAAGCUCAAGUUUUUAGACGCGCUACCAUCGACGACGACGACGACGAUCACGAUCACGGCGACGCAGCAAGCAACACCGUCGUGAGCUCUCUCAUCCACGCCUUUGGAGAGUGUAGCAGCAUGAUCGACGCCCAGCUCGUCUUUGAUUCAUUCCAGCCUCCGAAGCUCGACGUCGUCUCCUGGAACUCACUCAUGGCUGGAUUCUCUCGCCAGGGAAACUCCAAGAUGGUCUUCCAGAUCUUCCGCGCUCUUCAGGACGAGCAGCGUUUCCAUCCCGACGGUGCCACCUUUCUCAGCCUUCUCACGGCUUGCAACCACGCCGGUCUCGUCCUCCAUUGCAAGAGAUACUUCCAUGCCAUGGAGGAGUUUGGAGUGAUCCCAGGGAUCGAGCACUACCACUGCGUGGUGGAUCUUCUCGCGCGAGCAAACGAGAUGGAGCAAGCGGUGGCGGUGCUGGAAAGCAUGCCUAUGAGAGCUACUGUGGUGACUUGGAGGAGUCUCCUCGCGGCUUGUCUCAAGUGGAAGAAUGUGGCGAUCGGAGAGUUUGCGUUUCAAUCGCUUAUGGAAGCAUCGCAAGGAAAUGAUCCGGCUGGCUAUGCUCUCGUGACAAGCUUGUAUAGAAGCUGUUCAUAGCAAAAGAAUUUAUAUCAUUCUUAUUAUUUUGGCAAUCUGACUUUUAUUAACCACAGUUCUUGGGAUUGCU